Ordospora colligata OC4 is the source of this 507-nucleotide messenger RNA. RefSeq names its product microsomal signal peptidase. Gene Ontology annotation, biological process: protein targeting to ER. The record is from RefSeq and is a predicted model, not a curated record. The coding region runs from base 1 to 507 and encodes 168 amino acids. The transcript has a single exon. Gene Ontology annotation, cellular component: signal peptidase complex; membrane. Lineage: Eukaryota; Fungi; Microsporidia; Ordosporidae.
AUGGACAUCCUGAAAACUAAGUACAACAAGAAUCCACUAGUCGGUGAUGUUUACUGCCUCAACAGUCUGAAAAUCAUUCUUGACGAUGUGAUCAAGGAAUUCAUGGACACUGUCAAAAACUCAAAGCAAUCAACAGUGUCUUCAGACAUCAAGAUCUCUACAGGGCUGGUUUCUGCUGCGAUCACUGGCGCAACUGUUUAUAUCUCAUUGACAUCCGAGUUCAAGCAGCACAAGAGCAUAAUGACUGUGCUUGUUGUGGCAUAUUUUGUCAUAAACAUAUUGGUGGAAAUUUACGAAAGAUGGAAUGGAAAGUCUAUGGUAUUUGGUAGUAAGACAGUAUCCACAACAAUCAAUGCAUCUGAUGCAAUAUACACAGUUGUUGUACAUGACAGCACUCAGCCUACCCCAAACAAAUACACAAGAUCAGUUUUCGAAUUGUUUGAUUCAGAUGGAAAGCUGAUCCACGAACGAUUCAUCGAAGAUAUCCAGGAUCUUUUUGAAAAGUAA